CGAAGAAUUAAGGCAGGCGCAAAACAGCAUUCAGAUCCCUGAAGUUCCACGCUGCCACGCCGGAACCGAAGGCACAGGGCAGCAGUUUCCGACCGGCGGAGGGGAGCAUUGCGCACCUGACUCCGCGCUGCUCGCUUGCUCAGCUUCCCCCUCUUUUCCUCCUUCCCUUUUCCACGGCUGCUGCUGCCGCCAUCCCGGAUCCAAGAUGGAGUCGCUGAGUAAAGCGGGUCAGGACAUGAGCCUGGCGGCCUUAAAGCAGCACGACCCUUACAUCACUAGCAUCGCCGACGUGACCGGCCAGGUGGCCCUUUACAGCUUCAGCCCCAAGGCCAACGAGUGGGAGAAGACAGACAUAGAAGGCACCCUAUUUGUAUAUAAAAGAUCUGCUUCACCAUACCAUGGCUUUACAAUUGUGAAUCGACUGAACAUGCACAACCUGGUUGAGCCUGUAAACAAAGACUUGGAGUUUCAACUGCAUGAACCUUUUCUUCUGUAUAGAAAUGCUAAUUUGUCAAUUUACAGUAUCUGGUUUUAUGACAAGAAUGACUGUCAUCGAAUAGCAAAACUUAUGGCUAAAGUGAUACAAGAAGAGUCUCAGAGAUCCCAGCAACUGUCACAGGAUAGAAAAAGUCCCAGCAGGACAAAUGGUUGCAGUGAAAAUAGAUCUAUUGAUAUCCUAGAGAUGCUUAGCAAAGCCAAGGUUGAAUAUGAACGGGUAAGGAAAAAUCAGAAGAGUGACUUUAAUUGUGGCACACAACAAAGUCUAAAUCCUAUGAAGAUUGAAAAUAUGGAGACUUCAGAGCAUGGCUCAUCAAUGUUACAACAGCAAGACCAUCCAUGUCCAUCCAUCCAUAAACAUCUAACAGUGGAAGAAUUAUUUGGAACUUCAUUACCAAAGGAACACGUUUCAGUCUCCUAUUCCAAUCCAGAGAGAACAGAGAAGUUGCAGAAUGACAUCUCAUGCAGAGAGCACAACUUGCUCUUACCUUUUUCAUUUGAACAAUCAACUGUAAUCCAUCAGCCUGUAGGGAAGCUGGAUAGUCCAAACUUCAAAAACAAUUCUUCUACCUUAUUGCCACAGGAGUGUGUGCCACCCUUGCUAAUUGCCCCACCUUCAGCUUCUCAGCCUGAAAUAAAUAAAACUGCAAACUAUGCUGUGCAGUUAAGCCCUAUACUUAAUUCAGCCUUAGCAACAGAAACUCCCUCUGCGCAAAUACUUCAGACUAUGAAUACAAACAAUAACAUAAUGCAAGUUAUACAGCAGGCUAGCAAGCAGAUAUCUCCACUUGUGAAUCAGCCACCAUCUGAAAUGAACCACGGUCCGCAAAACCUAACUGCCAGUCAAAACCAGUUCAUAACAUCUUUGGCUGCAACCAAUGCAGGAGAUGCUUCAAACACUUCACUUCCAAACAUGGAUCUUCUUCAAAAACUCAGGUUGACUCCACAACAUGACCAAAUGCAACAAUCACUCAAUAAAACCCCAAUAACUGUUAGCCAGCUGGCAACACCUGAUUGCUUCAAGGAAUCCCACACCAAGCAACAGGUUCUGACUGCUAAAAUGCUUCCAUCUGUUCAGGCUACACAGCAAAGUAAGGAGCUUGAUACAUUUCCACAUCCCAAAGCUUUGUCUAAGGCAAGCCAAGUUGCUUCCCCACAGUUUGCUACAGCUACAACCACAAUGACGCCUUCAGUUCUUCUAUCACCCAGUGUAUUCCAGCAGUCUGUUAUGAAAUCUGAAAUGGAAAACAAAGUUAGCUCCUCUUCUCCUCUUACACUUGGAGCUAUGGAUGUUCAAACAUUACCUCCCACAGUGCUCAGUAGAUCUCAGCUUCAAGAAACUUUAAUACAUCUAAUAAAGAAUGAUUCAAAUUUUCUUAGUACGCUUCAUGAAGUCUAUUUACAAGUCUUGAACAAGAAUACAGACAGCAUCAAAUUAUAACUGAAGCUAAAUCAGUUCCACUGACCACUUAUUUGCUUCUGAAACAAUUAUGCCUCUUCUGUAAAACUGCAAUAUUUUUAAAGAUUGUUUUUAGUUCUUGAAGUUCUAACAAUUAGCUUCCAAGGAGAAUGUUGCUCCUUAGAAGAACUAGCCUAUGUAAUUUCUCAGAGGUGAUAUAGGUUUCACUGUGACCAGCACCAGCAGGCAUUGUUUUGUUUUGUUUUUUUCCUGCAGGGGAGCAGAAUGGUCUUCAUGUUUAACAGCACAUUAUUUUUGAGGAUUUUAGAUGAGAUGAGUAAACAUUUGGUCUGAUCGUUUCCCCUGUCCCUGAAUAAUUGGGAUGAAUGUGGCCUAACCCUACAUUUGACAGUACAGAUGAAAAGUUAUUAAAUCUGCUUCAAAUUAAAAGAGCCUUGGAAGGACAGGACAGGAUAAUUUUAGGGCUUUGGUGGAAAGUAGGCAUAACAAUGCAAAAAUGCUGUAUUUCACCAUAGGGCUGGAUAGCCUUCUUGAUUAACAAAUUGGCUCCUAUGAAAUGCAGAGGUGAUCUAUGUGUUAAGUUUUACUAAGGCAGAAUAAAAAUAGGCUAUCAAAUAUCCCUUACCAAUAGCCUGGGUGUUUUUAAAAGAUACUAUUUAAAUGAACCAGAAUUGAAUGGAACAAUCAUUGUUGUCAUUUUAUUGUCCUAUGCAGGCUAGAUGCAUAUUUGGAAGAAGCUUUCCCGUAAAAAGGAAGGACAAUACCAGAGAAAUAUAUGUUUUGUUUGUUAAAAGUAGGCACAUGAGAAAAAAAAAAUGCAGUCUGUCCUUCUCAUCAUCCAUGCCGCCCCCCACCAUUUCAGCAUUUUAUAAGUAGUUUUCAUGUAUGGGUUAAGAUUUCAUUACAUACUACUGUAAAGUUCAAACUUCUUCCAAAGGAAGUCGGACUCUGAUCUCUGUUUUAUAUGCUGCUAUUGGUAUUUCUGUGACAUAUUUAUUUCAUUAUGGCAUGUGGUAGUAGCUAGCAAUACUCUAACGUAAUAUAGGUCUCAGUUUAUUCAAGCAAUAGUAAUUUUCAAGGAUAAGAUGUGGUUUUUUUAGUAGGAAAAAGUCUUUUUGUUUUAUAUUGUGAAAGGUAAUUUUGUAGUGAAUUUAACCAGUCAACAUGCACUGCUUAUUUUUCAAAGCACUGUUGAAAUUGAAUUGUUUUGGUUCUAUUUGUUUCAUUGAGGUUCCUGUGCACGCCAUGGAAAUGACUAGGAUUGCAAACAAGCACAGCUAGGCUCAUGUGAAAACCCCAUCUAAUUCAACAGAGUUUGCACAGGAGAAGGUGCUGGGAUAGAUUGUACAUGUUACUUUUAAAAUUAAAUGUAGUGAUGAUGGCACUAAGGUGCAGAUAUUCACUGUAGUCCAUCAACCAAGCUUUAAUUAUUAUGACUUGGCCACAUAUCAGUGUUUUGCUAUAAACAGUGUGUUGAUUUUAAAAAAUCAUUCAAAAUAUAUACUUAUGUUUUGAGUGAUAUUUGUGGAUGUUCUUAUGUUUAGCAAAAUUUGCCUUCUGAGAGAACCUCGUCAGCCUUUCAACUCAAUAAUUUCUUGUUGCAUAGUGUAUUGUAUCAGAAAAGUGCGCGGAAUUCAGGGAAAAUGUUAGCUGUGACAUGCACAUUUGACUAAUGAAUUGGCUUUAAUGGUAAAAUUCAAAUAAUAUCUUCAGAUUUUCUAGAUUUUUUUUUUUGGUAGGAAAUGAGAGAGCUCUCUAUUUGUAUGCUGGACCUUUUGAUAGCACAUGCAUGUAUGUCCACCAUCAAAAAACAUUUACCUAAAACAGAUCAAUUCAGAUUUAAACUUUUCUUUUUCUUUUUUCUUUGGAAAGCAGUAUCCUUCAAUAUAUUUUAAGUGACUGUAUUACCAUAUCAACUGAACCAAAUGUUUAUUCUGCUGUUUUUCAUAACAAAGGCCUGGUUCAGAUGAAUGCCAUCUGGCACAUGCUAUAAAGUUGGGGAUGUGCUGAGAGCCUACCUGCCUUAACAUCACUGGAGCAUAUCUCAAUGUGGUGUUUAAACAGGGUUUUGGAGUCUGUGUAGAGGGGCAAUUCAGAUGAACACCACCCUCACAAUGUUAAAGGAUGUCUGAACAUCACAUCUGGACAUCCUUUAGUGACAUCAGGGUAACUGUCCUCUCAGCACAACCCUGUUGUGACUGAGUAUGAUCAUCCAAACCAGCCUGAAGACUUAAUCUGUGAACAGUCUUUAAUUUUAUUGUGGAAGGAAAGAAACCAUUCUUAACCAUAAACAUGAGAUUAGUGAUGAUGCAUGUUAGGCAUAAUUAUAUUGAGCUGGACUUGGUUGCAACCUUUAAAAUAAGCAUCCUAUCCAAAGAUCUGUAGAAAUGAAACUAGAAAGGGUUCCCUGAUAUUGAAUGUACUGUUAAAGUCCUGUGUCUUCAAGGUUAAUGAAAGAGGAAACUUUGCUUUAAACAGUAAUGGCAUUUCUAAGUAUGUAUGUUCCAAUACACAUUUUAUUUCCAUCUAACAUUUUGCAUUAUAAUUCCCUACAAACCUCAGCUGGUAGCUGGAAGAUCAGAGUUCUCUAUUGUAUUUAGGAGUAUGUACAGCAUAAAAAAAACAGGUUUUCUGCUUCCAAAGAAGAUUUUUUAAAUAUGGAAGUUGAAAUUUAUCUAUCAUUAGUAGACACUUUCUCAUUUUUUGACAAUAGAUUUGCAUUCAUCUUGAAUUCUUAACGCACAUCAGUGUUGCAGCAUUUGUGUAUGUAGCAGACUCAAGCUGGAAGAACAGAGGUGUCCUACACAAUACAAAGCACUGUUAGCAACAUUCAGUGUACCACACUAGUGCUCUUAUUGCUUGUUGUAAUGUGACAAAAAUAAACAAAGAAACCUCUUUAAGAAUUGCUUUGAUAAACUCGGCUGCAAAUUAAAAUCACAUGUGUUUACAAAAUGUGGAAAUCACUAGGCAGCUUUAGUCUUAAUUUUAUUUGGCCUAUACUCAGAUGCAUUAAAAGGUCUUGUUACUUGCCUGCAGUGGUAACAAAUGCAUAGCUAAUUAAUCAAUGUGGGCCAUUCAUUUUACCUUGUAAUUCGGUAAUGUAAUGUAUUUCCCAGGAGUAAAAUAUAAUAUUUUAGACUAUAUUUCAAAAUGAAUAUUCACUAUGUAAUCAUGUAUUUUUCUGUUGCCUAUAUACCUUUUUUUUUUUAAAGUUUAAUAUCUGUUUACUCAAAAGUGGCUUUAAAAAAUGCAGCUUUUUCAAAACCUCAUUGCUGUUCUGUAGCUAAAGGCUGUAAUUGCUGUUAAAUUAACAAUACAAUGUUCUGUUGAAUAUGUGCCUAAUGGCUAUACAUUUGGAACAUGUCUUUCAAAAUUUAAAUACUGUCUCUGGCUGACAAAGCAUGUAUUCUUUGAGAGACUGCAGAGGCGUGAUGGGAACCCUUGUGCAACUUCUUCCCCUGCGUGCAUGCUGUUGCAUAAGAACCCUUAGUAUCUGGAGUGCUCCCCCUGUUCUGGUAGAUCUCUGCAGGUUUGGAAUCAUGUUGCUGAGGUUCAGCAACGUGUUUCUAAUUUUGCAGAACAUCCUGGACUCUAAGGAUCUUGUGCAGUUGCGUAUACUUGGGGAGAUUGGAGGAGUUGGGCAAGAGCUCCCGUCAUGCCCCUGCAGUCCCUCAAAGCAUGCACAUGUCACUAGUUGGGAUAUCAGCCUCUGUAUUUAACAUGAAGGCCUGCAGGGAGCUAAGGCAAAAUGUAAAAGCCAUUCAUGUUUAUUUUCAAUUGCUGAAACUGAAUUUAAUUGGAUAUUUCAAAUAUACUAAAUUUUAGUUCCCCCUAUAUUUUUGGUUUUAGUGAGUUCCUGGAAGCCACCGGUAUCAUAUGUAGGCAAGAGUAUAAUUGAAUAACUUUCCUAAAAAGUAUUUACUGUGGAGUGUUCUAAAACACAACCCUGCAUUUGUCAGCUACUUGAGUUGCUUCUUAAGCAUAUCUUAAAAAGAGGAAUGUGUGCAAUAUAUAUUUCACCUCAGUUUUUGACAUCUUUGUAAAGAUGCAAUAUCUUCACUUUAAGUUGGAAAAAAUUGCAAUAAUCUUCCCUUGUGAUUUUUUUAUAACAAUUUAACAUGUGGGCACAUGGUGGUUCUUUUGUUAAAAAUGCACACUAUAUUCAAUGUUUGGGUUUACCACUUUGAUUUGCACUCGCACAUUCUUGAGAGUUUGAAGUACUUCAGAUCUUUGGGAUUUUAAGAAAUGACUUUUAGAAUACAAUGGGUAUGAUCCAUCUCACAGGUACAAUUAAGGGGAAUGGAAGGUUGUACACACCUCCCAUAUUCUCAUCCAACCCUCUCCCACAAUUUGGUGUAAAUUAUUUGUACUCCUGUGUGCAUGCAUAGGCAGGAGUACUGGGAACAGGGCUCUGAACCCUGUAUGGGAAUCCAUGUGGUCCCUUUUACCUGUGAUGGCUUGGAUUGUGCCCAGUAGUAUUUGAGUAACUUUUUAACUGUAACCAUUGUGCAUCAUUAACACUUCAGUAUAUGGGUAUGUAAUUUUUGCCAUCUUAUUAUGUUGGCAAAUAUUAAGUUAUUGCAUAAAUGUUUAAUGAGCAUUUUUCAUUGAAAAUUUUGUAUGUUUGCAAAUAUAUUUUUGUAAUAAAAUUUCAAAGACAAA
Molecule: messenger RNA, 6580 nt
Organism: Hemicordylus capensis (graceful crag lizard)
Lineage: Eukaryota; Metazoa; Chordata; Lepidosauria; Squamata; Cordylidae
Gene: DCP1A
Product: decapping mRNA 1A
Exons: 10
Coding region: 206-1939 (577 amino acids)
Biological process (GO): deadenylation-dependent decapping of nuclear-transcribed mRNA; positive regulation of catalytic activity; deadenylation-independent decapping of nuclear-transcribed mRNA
Cellular component (GO): P-body
Molecular function (GO): enzyme activator activity; mRNA binding
Source: RefSeq, a predicted model, not a curated record